UCAUGACUUGCUUAUGCUAAACAAGCCCCUGUCACUGAGCUAUGAAUAUAGCCCCUUGCCUAGUUUUUAAGAAUAACUGCUUGUGACAUAAAUAUUCACCAGAGAAAGCCUGAAAGCUGAGUUAGUUCCUGGUAGAAAUCUAAAAAUAAUCACUUUCUAGACCAUGAGUUCUUGCUUCCUCUUUUCUCCUCUGGACUUUCCCCUGAAAAGAGAAAGCAGAAGUAAGUCUCAGGUGUAGAACAGCCAAGGGGUGCCCUCAGUUCAAGGAGAGGAGUGGAGGGUUCUGGGGUCGAGGCCUGGCCCCAUGGAGUUUAUCUUCUGUAAGGAAGACCUUUGUAUACAGAAGUGGAAGCACGUAGAGCCUUUUCACAGGUGACAUAAUGCUAGGGACCGAGCAUCCCCAGCUAAAAGUAUAAAAAAAACAUAUAUAUAUAUAUAUACAUGUUUUCCUGUAUAUAUGAUGUUUGUGUACCACAUGCAUGUCUGUCCAUGGAAACUAGAAGAAGGCAUUAGAUCCCCUGGAACUGGAGUUACAGAUUGUUCGGAGCCACCAUGUGGGUGUUGGGAAUUGAACCUGGGUCUAUAAGAGCAGCCAGGGAUCUUAUCUGCUGAGCCACUUCUGCAGUCCCCACACCCAGUCAUUUUGUUGAAGGUGUACCCACCCUUGAAUGUGUUUCCUUCCAUUAGAUUGUGGUUUUGCUGCCUUAGUUGGAACCCAGGGCCUGGGAAUUUGAGAUCUAGGCAUUUAGGGUUUUGAUUUGUCUCUUUACUGGGUUGGGUGUGGCAGUCAUGUUUUACCUUCUAGUUCUGUGUGGGGAGGCCAAUCAGUACCAAGGAUGUGAGCCCAGAGCCUUUUCAUAUCACCAGAGCCCCAUACUUGAUCUGUGCCCCCAGGUGCAGGGGUGGGGCAUCACUCAUUGUGAGCUUACCUCAACAUUGAGACCACCUGGGGACAGGGGAACUGAAGCAAAAGAUUCCAUACCACAGGCCGAAAGGGAGGUCAGUGUUACUUCCUUUAGCUGUUGUGUGGGUUCACCAUGGUUAGCCAGGACGUGUGACUUCUGCUUCUUCUAGGAGUUGUUGAUCAGAAUGGCUUCAGGACGGUUUUACCUGUCCUGCAUGCUGCUGGGGUCCCUGGGAUCACUGUGCAUCCUCUUCACCACCUACUGGAUGCAGUACUGGCGUGGCGGCUUUGCCUGGGAUGGCAGUGUGCACAUGUUCAACUGGCACCCAGUGCUCAUGGUCUCUGGCAUGGUGGUACUCUAUGGAGCUGCCUCGCUGGUGUACCGCCUGCCCUGGUCGUGGGUGGGGCCCAAACUGCCCUGGAAAGUUCUCCAUGCGGCCCUGCACCUGCUGGCCUUCACCUUCACUGUUUUGGGGUUGGUUGCCGUCUUUCGGUUCCACAGCCAUUCAAAAAUCACACACCUCUACUCCCUGCAUAGCUGGCUGGGCAUCACCACCGUCAUCCUCUUCGCCUUCCAGUGGUCCAUGGGCUUUGCCAUCUUUCUCCUGCCCUGGGCAUCUCAGUGGCUGCGAAGCCUCCUGAAACCUGUGCACGUCUUCUUUGGAGCCUGCAUCCUUUCCCUAUCCAUCACGUCUGUUAUUUCCGGCAUCAAUGAGAAGCUGUUCUUUGUCUUGAAAAAUGUCACCAAGCCCUACUCCAGCCUGCCUAGUGAGGCAGUCUUUGCCAACAGCACCGGGCUCUUGGUGGUGGCUUUUGGCCUACUGGUUCUCUAUGUUCUUCUGGCUUCACCAUGGAAGCGUCCAGACCCAGGAGCUCUGACUGACAGACAGUUGCUGCUUCAACUGCUGCCUGGAUCCCGCCCUUUCCCUGUGACUUACAUGCCUGCCCCCCUCAGGCAACCCUAUGAGCCCUGGUAAACUGUUCUCCCAAGAACAGACAGCCUGACCCUAGAGCCCCAAGUGAUGGGUAACAGAGGUUUCGGUGGCCUUCCUUUCUGUCCCCUUGUGGAUAUGUAUGGGCUUUCCUGCCUCCUCUAGUCACGCUCUUCCCUGACAAGGCCCAGCCCACUAUGAAACUGAAACCAGCAUUAUGAAGCAAUUUGCUGGACAGAGUCCUGGGAGCCACUGCUGCCUUCAGAGGUGUUCCUUGUUGAGUACUGGGUGCUUCUGUCCCCACCCCCCAUCCCCAUCAAGGCCACCCAGCCUCCCUCCAUGGUAUGCCAGAGUGUGUGCUUUGAUCUUCUCCUGAAGAGAAACUGGGUAGAGGGAGGAGUCUUGCCCCUCUCCUUUGUAUUGGCCUGUGGCGCUUCAUACCUUCUCAGAUCAGAUGGCCAGGUCCCCACUGCAGACCACUGUACUUAGCAGACCCGUAGGAGAGGAGUUGAGUUCCUGCACUCCCUGCAGAUAGUGAUCAGGCUGAACUUCAACCCUGCUGCCAGAAGUUGGCAGGAGGCCUGGCAUGAACUUCCUGACCAAAUGAAGCCUGCACACCAUUGGUAUCACUGCUGGGCACAUUGGACAUAUCACCUCCCUCCCCUGGUUUUCUACUUCUUCAUGAAUCUGAUUUUUAUUAAAUGUGUUUUUAAACAUUAAA
Messenger RNA from Peromyscus californicus insignis, 2557 nucleotides. RefSeq names its product lysosomal membrane ascorbate-dependent ferrireductase CYB561A3. Gene Ontology annotation, molecular function: oxidoreductase activity. Gene Ontology annotation, cellular component: lysosomal membrane. The transcript is spliced from 5 exons. Bases 1090 to 1881 code for a protein of 263 amino acids. The record is from RefSeq and is a predicted model, not a curated record. Lineage: Eukaryota; Metazoa; Chordata; Mammalia; Rodentia; Cricetidae.